AUGUGGAUAAAAGUAAAAGGACAAAUAAUUCCCAUUGCACUUUACCGUGGUGCAGAAUACCUGCACUGUGACUUGGACACUCAUAGGAAAGAGAACGCCAGGUCCGCGGGUCCCAGCCGCGGGGGGAGAGGACGGCGCGGAAGGAAGGAGGGAGCCGGGUGCGUGGCCAAGCGCGGGAGGGGGUGGGGACUGAGGGGCGGUGCCUGCGUGCGCCGCCGUCGCGUCACCAGCGUGCGGCACGUGCCCGUGUUUACGUCCCUCGUGGAGCAGCCGACGUCAGCAGCCGAAUGGCAACAUUGUGGCGAUGCUGAGGCGCCGAGUCUAGGAGACGCGUUCGUCAGUCAGGCCCGCGCGGUUGGUCGCCAGGAGGAGGAGCUGGGGCGGGGAGAUCGGCUGGACGAGCGGCAGAGACCCACACACGCCGCCGGCCGACCCCGCGGGACCCGCGCCUCGCCUCCGGAGCGCCACAGACGCGGACCCGCGGCCUCGCGCGGGGGGCAGCCGGGCGGCUCGAGGCGCUGCGCAGGGACCCGAGGGCCGGGCAGUCCGGCCGGUAAGGGCCGGGCCGAGGCCACUGGCGCUGCGACUCCGGUGAGGAGCCCCGGGCCUCGGCGGAGCCCAGCCUGGGCGGAGGGCGACUCUCCGCGGAGCGCGCGCAGUCAUCGCGGGGACCCGCUGCUGCGGAGUCCGGCCGGCAGAGGGGCGGAGAGUUCGUUGAAGAGCCCCGUGCGGGCCAAGCCCACCCCGGCCCGGAGGGGAUCUGCAGGCAGAGAUGCGGCGCCUGCGGCAGCCCCGCCGACGCCCAGGGAAGCUCCGGUGUCCUCGGUGCGGUUAGUGGGCGCCUCUGGGGCGGUCUCCGAGGAGAUCGAGGUGCUGGAAAUGGCGAGGGAGGAUGAGGCGCCCCUUGGGCUCCCGGACGCGGAGCAGCCGCCGGCCUCCGCCGAGCUGGAGUCUCCGGCCGAAGAGUGCAGCUGGGCCGGGCUCUUCUCCUUCCAGGAUCUGCGCGCCGUGCACCAGCAGCUGUGCUCCGUGAACUCGCAGUUGGAGCCGUAUCUGCCCGUGUUCCCCGAGGAACCGUCGGGCAUGUGGACCGUGCUGUUCGGGGGCGCCCCCGAGAUGACAGAACAGGAGAUCGACACUCUGUGUUACCAGCUCCAGGUGUACCUGGGCCACGGCCUGGACACCUGUGGCUGGAAGAUCCUCUCCCAGGUGCUGUUCACCGAGACCGACGAUCCCGAGGAGUAUUACGAGAGCCUCAGCGAGCUGCGACAGAAGGGCUACGAAGAAGUGCUGCAGCGGGCCAGGAAGCGCAUCCAGGAGAGGGCUAGGAAGGAAUACUGGGAGAAUCUUUGGAUAGCCUCAAGCAGGGCAUACAACCCUUCGAUGUCAAAAUCAGAUGCCUGGGGAGUGACCACAGGAACAGCCAAGCUGAUGCAGGAGAAAGAAGCUACAACUGAGCAGCAGCUGAAAGAACACUUUGAAAGACAGAAAUUCAUAUCUACACAGUAGCCUCAAUGGAACCAGUUUUUGUUGAAUUUCUGUAUGUUUGGGCCACAGUUCCUACAAAUAAGGAAAAGAUGGUUAAAAAAUGCAAACCUGGACUUAUAAGUGGUAUUAGUGGAUUGAAACAAAAUUGCAAAUAGCACUUGACAAUUUUUAAAGUAUGUUUUAGAAGUUUAUUUAGAAGUAAAAUAAAUAGGAAGAAAACUUUAAGCAGGUUUACUAAGCACCCACCAAGAAUAAGGUAUUAUGGAAAUUACUGUGGCAAAGACAGAGUAAUUCAGAUGCUAAUCCCACUUCAAGAAGUUGGUAGACUAGCAGGGAGGAUAAGAUGUGAACUGUCACAUAAAUGACUCAGCAACCAGCCAGGGACAAAUAAAGUGCUAUGGAAAGUGGCUUCAAACCUCCUUUGAACAUGACCCUUAGUAAGAAACAAUUUUAUAGUGACCUAGGAAAACACAUAACUUACAACUAUUGAAAUAAAAUGUGUGACCCAUUCUGGUAUUUUGUAUUCCUUUCCAUCCUAUUUCAUUAAUAAAACAUGCUGGUUGAGACCCUUCA
Molecule: messenger RNA, 2061 nt
Organism: Galeopterus variegatus (Sunda flying lemur)
Lineage: Eukaryota; Metazoa; Chordata; Mammalia; Dermoptera; Cynocephalidae
Product: junction-mediating and -regulatory protein-like
Exons: 4
Coding region: 1-1509 (502 amino acids)
Biological process (GO): intrinsic apoptotic signaling pathway by p53 class mediator; Arp2/3 complex-mediated actin nucleation; 'de novo' actin filament nucleation
Cellular component (GO): nucleus; cytoplasm
Molecular function (GO): transcription coactivator activity; Arp2/3 complex binding
Source: RefSeq, a predicted model, not a curated record